CUUUGGAAGCAGGAAUGCGCUGGAAGUUUUCCUGCAGCCUCCGCUUCACGUGUUGAACAGCGACCGUCCCGCGCCCCGCUCGCUACAGACAUGUGGCCGCUGCUGCUCCUGCUCGUCCAGCUCUGUCUCUGCUCCGGCUACGAAGGGUCAGGACAGUACGCCUACGGAGACGAUGAGGACUCGUAUUCUCGCCGAUAUAAAGGGGCCCCGUGGUGCGCGCCCAUUAAGAUAAAACACGGCGAUGUGAGCUGCCGCACACCCAGAGGAGAGCACCACAAGGACGUGAUGGGGACGCGCUGUAAAAUCCGCUGUAAGCAGGGAUACGAGGUCCGGAGCCCGGAGGUGGUGUGCAUGGCGAACAAACACUGGUCCUCUAACUACGCCUGCAGAGAGAUCCGCUGUCCUAAGCUGGACAUGCCCGUCAACGGAGGCUACAAGUGUUCGGACGGCUCUUACUUCAACUCUCGCUGCGAGUUCUUCUGCUCUCCUGGAUUCAGUCUGAAGGGCCAGAAGACGGCGACCUGCCAGCACACCAAAGUGUGGAGCGCUGCUGUUCCCACCUGUGUCGAUAUUGAUCCUCCCAAGAUAAAGUGUCCUACUGUGAAGGAUAAGUGGGCAGAGCCGGGAAAACUGACAGCGAGGGUGUCCUGGGACACACCGGAGGGUGUCGACACUGCGGAUGGCAUCCUCACAGACGUUAUCCUGAAAGGGAAACCUUCAAAAUCAGACUUCCCAGAGGCGCUCCACAAGAUGUCGUACACCGUGUUUGACCGAGCAGGGAACAAAGGAUCCUGCCGCUUCACAGUCAGAGUGCGAGUGCGCCGCUGCAGCUCACUGUUCGCCCCUGACAACGGUUACAUGAAGUGCAACAGUGACGGAGACAACUACGGCGCCACGUGCGCGUUCACGUGCACGGGCGGCUACGAGCUGCGUGGCAGCGCUGCCAGAGUGUGUCAGUACGGACUCACCUGGUCGGGCACAGACACAACCUGUGCAGCCAUGAACAUCAACGUGGGCGUCCGGACAGCUGCAGCGCUACUGGACCAGUUCUACGAGAAGCGACGGCUCCUCAUCAUCUCGGCGCCAACGGCCGCCAAUCAUAAUUACCGCUUCCAGAUGACGAACUUACAGCAAGCCCAGUGUGGACUGGACCUGAGGCAUGUGACAGUGAUCGAGCUGGUCGGGACUUACCCGGCUCAGAUUGGACGGAUGCGACACCAGCUUCUCACCCCGGCGCUCUCCCUGCAAAUCAGGUUACUGCUCCAGAUCCCACAGAGGUCUUUCCAAAUGGUGCUGGUGGACAAGCAGGGCAUGGACAAGCAACGCUACCCGUUCCCCAUCACCGCGGCCGAACUAUUCACCACCAUCGACACCUUCCCGCUCCGCAAGGACGAGAUGUUGCUCCAGCAGGAGGCGGGUCAUGGCUGUCAAUCAUAAAAACACGGCUGCCUUUUUCAGUGCACAUCUGCGGACUGUCGGCCAUCUUUGAUCCUUUUCCCUCCCCAGUGAGAGGAGACUGGACCUGCUCUGUUUCUGUCCACAUGUCCCACUCUACCUAAACUCACACACGUAACACUGCAACAUCCCAACUACUCAUCCAACUCAUCCAAUGAGAACUCAUUUCAGUCCUGUAUCCUAAGGUGUGUGUGUGUGUGUAGUGUGUUUGUGUGUGUGUGCCAUCAAAAGAGUCAUGGAGAUUACUAAGUGGGUCAUACAGUACAUUACAAUCAUAUUGAUUCCUCAGUCACGUCUUUCUGUAUGUUUUAUUAUUAUUAUUAUUAUUGUUAUUGAUAUUUUCAAUCAGAAAUAUGUUUUACUAUUUUGUACAAAAAGUAUUUUUACUAUAGAAAUCCUUUCGCCUGUCUUAAUAUUUAUAUCUCUUUUCUUGGAUAAUGAUGUUCUCUGACACUCCCUGGAAAACUGUAAAGUACAUACGUCAGAAUUUACAAAACACUGAUUAAAAAUGUUUUUCAUGGA
This is a messenger RNA of Platichthys flesus (European flounder), 1977 nucleotides long. It is a transcript of the gene srpx, whose product is annotated as sushi-repeat containing protein X-linked. The record is from RefSeq and is a predicted model, not a curated record. The transcript is spliced from 10 exons. Lineage: Eukaryota; Metazoa; Chordata; Actinopteri; Pleuronectiformes; Pleuronectidae. The coding region runs from base 91 to 1437 and encodes 448 amino acids.